UUUCGGCGAAUCUGAUUAUAUAAAUACCGCAUAAAAUGCUGAACUAAUCAUUAGUCAGGGUUUAUUUAUCCAGAAGACAACACCAAACAGCAUCAUGAAAUUCUUAGUUUUGGCUCUUGCUCUCAUCGGCGCCGCUUCAGCCGGAUACGUUGCUCCAGUCGCCCAUGGAUACGGAUGGGGAAAUGGACUCGGUUAUGCCGGUGGUUUGGGAUGGGGACAUGGAGUCGGUUAUGCUGGUGGAUGGGGACAUGGAGUAGGUUACGCUGGUGGAUGGGGACAUGCUGUAGCUGCCCCAGCUGUUGCUGCCUACUCUGCUCCAGUUGUUAGCCAUGCUGUCGCUGCUCCAGUUGUAAGCCACGCCGUUGCUGCUCCAGCUGUUGCUGCUUAUGCUGGUCAUGCUGUUGCUGCUCCAGUCGUCAGCCACGCUGUUGCUGCCCCAGCUAUUGCCGCUCAUGCUUAUGCUGCCCCAGCUAUUGCUGGACACGCUGUCGCUGCUCCAGUUGUAUCCCACGGAUACGGAUGGGGAAGCCAUGCCUACGCCGCCCCAGCCUGGGGAUAUGGUGGUCUCUGGAAGAAGAAGGCUGCUCAUUAUAGUGAACUAAUCAUCAGUCAGGGUUCAUUUAUCCAGAAGACAAUACCAACCAGCAUCAUGAAAUUCUUAGUUUUGGCUCUUGCUCUCAUCGGCGCCGCUUCAGCCGGAUACGUUGCUCCAGUCGCCCAUGGAUACGGAUGGGGAAAUGGACUCGGUUAUGCCGGUGGUUUGGGAUGGGGACAUGGAGUCGGUUAUGCUGGUGGAUGGGGACAUGGAGUAGGUUAUGCUGGUGGAUGGGGACAUGCUGUAGCUGCCCCAGCUGUUGCUGCCUACUCUGCUCCAGUUGUUAGCCAUGCUCUCGCUGCUCCCGUUGUAAGCCACGCCGUUGCUGCUCCAGCUGUUGCUGCUUAUGCUGGUCAUGCUGUUGCUGCUCCAGUCGUCAGCCACGCUGUUGCUGCCCCAGCUAUUGCCGCUCAUGCCUAUGCUGCCCCAGCUAUUGCUGGCCAUGCUAUCGCUGCUCCAGUCGUUUCCCACGGAUACGGAUGGGGAAGCCACGCUUACGCCGCCCCAGCCUGGGGACAUGAUGGUCUCUGGAAGAAGAAGGCUAAAUUCUUAGUUUUGGCUCUUGCUCUCAUCGGCGCCGCUUCAGCCGGAUAUGUUGCUCCAGUCGCCCAUGGAUACGGAUGGGGAAAUGGACUCGGUUAUGCCGGUGGUUUGGGAUGGGGACAUGGAGUCGGUUAUGCUGGUGGAUGGGGACAUGGAGUAGGUUAUGCUGGAGGAUGGGGACAUGCUGUAGCUGCCCCAGCUGUUGCUGCCUACUCUGCUCCAGUUGUUAGCCAUGCUGUCGCUGCUCCCGUCGUAAGCCACGCCGUUGCUGCUCCAGCUGUUGCUGCUUAUGCUGGUCAUGCUGUUGCUGCUCCAGUCGUCAGCCACGCUGUUGCUGCUCCAGCUAUUGCUGCUCAUGCUUAUGCUGCCCCAGCUAUUGCUGGCCAUGCUAUCGCUGCCCCAAAGACAGCACCAAUCAGCAUAAUGAAAUUCUUAGUUUUGGCUCUUGCUCUCAUCGGCGCCGCUUCAGCCGGAUACGUAGCUCCAGUCGCCCAUGGAUACGGAUGGGGAAAUGGUGUCGGUUACGCCGGUGGUUUGGGAUGGGGACAUGGAGUCGGUUAUGCUGGUGGAUGGGGACAUGCUGUAGCUGCCCCAGCUGUUGCUGCCUACUCUGCUCCAGUUGUUAGCCAUGCCGUCGCUGCUCCCGUUGUAAGCCACGCCGUUGCUGCCCCAGCUGUUGCUGCUUACUCUGCUCCAGUUGUUAGCCACGCUGUUGCUGCCCCAGCUAUCGUUGGUGCCUAUGCUGGUCAUGCUAUUGCUGGUCAUGGUAUUGCUGGUCAUGCUAUUGCUGACCCAAUUGUUUCCCACGGAUACGGAUGGGGAAGUCAUGCUUAUGCCGCUCCAGCUUGGGGAUAUGAUGCUCUCUGGAAGAAGAAGAAGGCUGCCGCUCACUAAAGUGUUACCUAAUGACUGACGCAAUAAAAGACAAAUAACUUUAA
Messenger RNA from Hermetia illucens (black soldier fly), 2076 nucleotides. Its product is annotated as fibroin heavy chain-like. The transcript is spliced from 7 exons. The record is from RefSeq and is a predicted model, not a curated record. Lineage: Eukaryota; Metazoa; Arthropoda; Insecta; Diptera; Stratiomyidae. Bases 95 to 2032 code for a protein of 645 amino acids.